Molecule: messenger RNA, 1983 nt
Organism: Sporothrix brasiliensis 5110
Lineage: Eukaryota; Fungi; Ascomycota; Sordariomycetes; Ophiostomatales; Ophiostomataceae
Exons: 2
Coding region: 1-1983 (660 amino acids)
Molecular function (GO): protein binding
Source: RefSeq, a predicted model, not a curated record
AUGAGUGAGACUAGCGACGACCACAGUCAUCACGACUCCGACGAUGACCAUGACGAGGACGUAGAUUUCGACGACGACGUCGAUGACCCUGACCACCUCCUUCUCCUCCACGUCCAUCAUCAUGGCCAUGUUUUCGAGCACAUGAUUGGUGGCGGUCUUGAUGUUGUUUGCUACAACAGCCGCUACUACGUUGUCGAACAUGGAUGGCACGGGGACCUGGAGGAUCUUGGUGAUAUGCUCGUGAGCAGGGUGCCCGAAGAACCAGAUCGUUACAAGGCCUUGGAGCGGACGCUCGAAGCACAUGUCUAUCCUCUCAGCGACAACAAUGUGAGGACCAUUCCGGGCAUGUUGACAGCAGGUAGCUUCUUCAGAGCGUACCUGGAGCUGCCCACCGAAUUUCCGUACUUUGAUUGCUUGCCGGACUUCCAAGACGAUGGCGCCUACCAGAACGUGUUUCCCCACAACCAACACAUCUACAUCACGAAUCUGGAUGCAGAGGUAUUCACCAUUGACUACUCGGUGCACUAUCGACUGGACAAUAUUCCCCGAACAGACAACAUGUGGUACACUGCCAUCGAGCCAAGCGUGUACGGGAUGGCCCUGACCGUCAACACGGACAUUUGUCCCGAAGAGCACUUGGCCUCUCUCGCCAUCGAGCUGCCUGCGCCCGACAUGUCCUUUGGCACGACAAAUGUGCGUCGCUGCGACCCGCACGUCAAACUUGAACAAGACCACACGGCUUUGUUCGCAUUGACCGCUGCAAGCAUGUUCGGCACGUACCGCGACACGCUCGCCUGUCUGUGUCGCCAAUGGCAGCCCUCGUCGUUUCCCUUCCGAGAAUUUGUGUAUGCCAUUGUCUCAUGCGCCGCUGGAAAUUUCAGCCUCUGCCAGCCAGCUGCUGUGUCGAAGAGCCACGAGAUGCUGGUCCUGCAAUCACCCUGGUCCGCCAAGAGACACGAAGGAAAAGAAAGCGCACCUCUCGUGCAGUUCGGCUCCAUGUCCCAUCUCGAGAAUCUGCCUCCGGGUGCUGCCCCGACAGAGACAACGUACUGGCUGUCGAGCAGUUUCCCAGACGUCCUGGUCAGCCUUGUCCUUGUCGUGGAUGGGAAGGCGGCCACAGACGCCAUGAAUUGGGGCAUAAAGGCUUGCACGCGCCAAAAGUCAGACGAGGGUCGUUUCUUCAUGAUCAUUAUUUCGCUCUAUCAGGUUGCCUUGGCAGAAGUGUCCUGGACGAGCAAAGAACAAGACCAGCCACAUCUUCGGAUAUCGGACCCCAUGCCCUUGUCGCCUAUUGUUCCGGACGAUUGUCUCAGCACGCACCCUCGCGAGCGGCCUGUUAUGAUUCCGGAGGACCCGGACGACGAUGUAGAUGAGCCCUUCAAGGAAUACAUGCCCUGGAUACGUUACCAAGACGGGCCAGAAAAGAUCGAAGCUUUGUUUCCAGGAGUUGCGGCACUGGCCAAUUUCUUGGAGGUCUCGACGCGCCGCCGAGACAUGGCCGCAGUAUUGUCGAGCGGUGGGUGUACUCGCGACAGGAGGGGCACCGGCAGAGGCAGGCUGCCGUACGAGCUGUACCCAGAAAUUCUCGACUACGUCGACCACACAACCUGGAAGGCAUGUCUGACCGUGUCACGCGACUUCCGUAGCAUCUGCAUGUCCAAAUACCGCCUGGACGACCAAACAGCACUGGUUGAAGUGGCUGGUCGCAUCGGUAACUCAGCAGACGACUAUGGUUCAAUGUUUUUUUUCGGAGAGCGCGUGAACGCAAAGGAAAUGUACCUCAAUCACAUCUACCAGGGGCGGGGCGGCAUGACUGACCCUGAGUGGGCAAAUUGUGAGUGGAUAGUGGUGAUUGGCGAGGGGCGGCGAAGAGUUGCCCUGCUGGCGAUGGCACAGACGGCUGGUCCGCUUCGAAAGGCAGAUUUGGUGGGGACAGAUGGCAGAGCACGAGUAAUGGUCUGGCCAACACUGGUGUUUUGGUAG